Molecule: messenger RNA, 2066 nt
Organism: Scaptodrosophila lebanonensis
Lineage: Eukaryota; Metazoa; Arthropoda; Insecta; Diptera; Drosophilidae
Gene: Es2
Product: splicing factor ESS-2 homolog
Exons: 2
Coding region: 12-1523 (503 amino acids)
Cellular component (GO): catalytic step 2 spliceosome
Source: RefSeq, a predicted model, not a curated record
GUUGUUGGACCAUGUCUGCCUCCCAGACAGGCACUCCACGUACUUUGGAGUUGUCCCAAGUGCAGAAUGGAGCCGUGGUAGAGUUCAAACGGCCGCAGGUACAACGUAAAAGCAAACCAAAAAUUCUGACUGAGGAACGCUACAUUGAAGAGAUGUCCAAAAUUAUUCAACGCGAUUUCUUUCCGGAUUUGGAGAAACUUCGGGCACAAAAUGAUUAUUUGGAUGCGGAAGCCCGUCGGGACUUUCUGCAAAUGUCCGAAAUACGCGCACGCUACAGUUUAGGAAAACUAGCAGGCUGCAGCAGUAGAAGGCAAAACAAUCGCAAUAAUGCCAUGUCACCCGCCACAUUUGAAACGCCCAUAAGCACAGCUGGGGCCAAUGCCACGCCUCGCACUGGUGCGGCGCCAAGCGACACACCCACGCCGCACUCAACCAGCAGCAGGAAAAGCAGCACAAGCACGGCGGAGGGUGGCCCAGAUGGUUGUUUUGGAAAGCAACUAUCGUUGGAUGCGUUUCUGCAGAAUUACACUAGCGAGGACAACCAAAGCUUUCAGGAAAUCAUCGAGACUGCCGACGAGAAGCUGCGCCAGAAAUACGCUGUGCUCUACAACCAUGAGCAGCUAUCAGCGCAACAAUUACAGCGUGCUCUGCUCCUGCCAAGCAUUGAGCAGCAAUUUGAUUCACCCGAUCCGCAGCGACGCAUCGAAACCUGGACAUACACGAACAAAAAUUCAAUCAUGUAUAUUCCGGACGGCGUUGAGAUGACAGAUGAGGAACGUGUGCAGGCAGCGGAUCGUAGGCAAAGCAUACAGCACUGUGCCACGAGAUUACCGGAAACUCCCAAUAAUCCUACUUCAACAAAAGCAGUAAUCCCUGGCGCUGAACUGACUCCAAAUGCAAGCAAUACACCUCGCAUACGCGGCUUUGAAUUGCUGCGUUCCCCAUCGCCUCGCCCCGGAGAGGCUUUCUCGCCCAUCAUGACGUGGGGUGAAAUCGAUGGCACACCCUUUCGGCUUGAUGGUGGCGAUACGCCGCUGCGUCCAACAUCUGGUCCCUCGUUUCGCAUUAGCGAGAACUCUCGUCGUGAAAAUAUUGCCAUAGCUUUAGCCGAGAAAGUAAGCGAAAAGAUGCGCACACAAAAGCAGCAGGCACUGAACACGGCAAGACGCAAUAUUGGCUCGCCAUUUGUACGCUCCGGCCGGGAUCGACUGGCGAGCAUGUCGCCAGCAGCUCAGCGCUUAGCCACAGGUAAAUUGGGACUGCGCAGCACACCGCUAAUGCUAACACCAUCGCCCAGACCCAGAAACAACGUGCUUAAACGAAAGUCAACGACGCCCAGCUUAGUGCGUGCAACACCCAAGAUGGUGAAGAGUGGUGGCAGCGUCAGCGACCAGCGGACACCUGCCAAUAGCAAAAGCAGCGAGUCGAGCGACAAAUGUCCCAUUGAUACCGGCUCCACAAUUACAGACGAUCUGCUUAAGAUACCCACCAAGCGACGCAGCGCUGCCGCCGAUUUCUUCUAGUUUUUUUUAUUUGUUCUUCUGUUUCUUCAUUUAAAAAACAACGCUGAGCAGGGACCACAAAUAUUGUAUAAUAUAAUAUGUAUUAUAAGACAUAUUCAUUUUUGUUUUGUAGCCCUACUUGGCUUUCUUUAGUUUGAACUCUUUUUGGUUAUUAGCCUAUCUCUCAGUUUAUCAAGAAAAAAAUUUUUAAUAUUAAAUUUUGUGUCCAAAAAAUAGAUCAAUAGUCUGAAUGCAUUUCAAAUCAUGUAUUAAGCUCUUUGUCGCAUUCUUUCAUGUUAUGUGAAGAACAUUUUUAGGUAUUUAUAAGGAUGUUUAUUUGGUUUGCCCUAAUCAGCACUCUUCAGCUAAGAUUUUAAAAAUAUUUUGGAGUUAAAAGAACGGUUGUAUUAUGAUAAAUGCAAUAUUCUUGGAAUCGAAGGCGAUAGAAUAAAUAGUGAGUCAUUCAUGGAUAGGGCGACGGAUAAUUCAGUUAGUCACAAAAAGUUGAAGAAUGCUCAAUGAAGUCCAUUAAAGAAUACAAAUAAAAAUGCAAUUUUUAGAAAA